Rhinocladiella mackenziei CBS 650.93 is the source of this 1500-nucleotide messenger RNA. RefSeq names its product tRNA-intron endonuclease. Gene Ontology annotation, biological process: tRNA-type intron splice site recognition and cleavage; tRNA splicing, via endonucleolytic cleavage and ligation. Bases 1 to 1500 code for a protein of 499 amino acids. The transcript has a single exon. Gene Ontology annotation, cellular component: tRNA-intron endonuclease complex. Lineage: Eukaryota; Fungi; Ascomycota; Eurotiomycetes; Chaetothyriales; Herpotrichiellaceae. The record is from RefSeq and is a predicted model, not a curated record. Gene Ontology annotation, molecular function: nucleic acid binding; tRNA-intron lyase activity.
AUGUCCUCUUCGGCUCCUUCACCGGCAGCAAGCCAGGCUUCAUCAACCAAAAGCGGCUCGUCCAAGUCCCAAAGACGUCCGAAGAGACCAAAUUAUAACUACAUACAUCGGAACCUUUUACCCAUCGAAAUCCACCCGCUCCCUGUUCUUAUUCCUCACAAUCCUCUCUCCUUAGUUGCCAUCGCUCUAUCCUAUCUCGCGCAGAUACUCGCCCCGCCCCCUCGCCCCACGUACAAUGGAUAUUUUUCAUCGGCCACGUCGUCGAUUCAUGUCACAGAUCCAGACACAAUUAGAAAAUUGUGGGAGAUGGGAUUCUUUGGGAAAGGCAGCCUGAGUCGAAGCGAACCAAACUGGCUAGAAAACCUGAAGAGAAGGGGAUUUACUGCAGAAGAGAAUACAACACAACGUCGGCAGGAAAGGAGGCUGCAAAAGCAAGAACGAGCGCGGAAGGAGCAGGAAGAGAUAGACCAGAAACUAUUCGAGGAGUCUGCGCCAAACGGCCACAUGAAUGGCCAUGUCGACGGUGUCCUUGCCGAAAAUAUUCUGAAAACCAAUGCCCGAGAUAUAAGUGACAUUGGCAGUGUUUUAAAGUCGGCCGGUGGAACGGCGACAUCCGAAGUCGAAGAAGACAGGGAGAACAGCUCAAUAGAAGGAUUUGAGGAAUGGAAAAAUGCAAUCGAGGCCAAUGGAAUUCCAACUCCCCCACCGACAUCAACUUCGUCAGAAACGAGUCAAGCCGACGGCCGAUCGGUAAAACGGUUACAGCGAACAAAGACUGUACGAUUCUCGCCAACGAUCGAGGCAAGGGAAUUUGAUCUGAGUUCACCUGUGAUAUCACCAAUCAAAAGCCCAGGGUCAUCAACACUUGAGAAUGUUAUGCCGGAGGAGGUUCCCCGUCAGGAGAAUCAGGAGCAUUUGAACUUGUCGCUUGAGGAGGCUUUCUUCCUAUCAUAUGGGCUUGGGGUGCUCCAGAUUUAUUGCGACGACAGUGAUGCGAUUCUACCACCAACGUCUCUCCUGUCUCUCUUCCGAAGACAUUCAUAUUAUCCUCCACGAUCUCUAUCAAUACCGGCCGAGCCCGACGAUCCCUUUAUGCUGUCUUACGUUGUAUAUCACCACUAUCGUUCUUUGGGCUGGGUUGUGAGGUCCGGAUUGAAGUUUUCUACCGACUACUUGUUGUACAAUCGAGGACCGGCCUUCUCUCACGCCGAGUUUGCCAUUGUCAUUAUCCCAUCGUACAGUCAUUCCCAUUGGACAGAUACGCCAGAGCAAAGAAAAAUGGUUGAAAGUAAGACCAAGAGAACUUGGUGGUGGCUGCAUGGAGUCAAUCGAGUUCAAGCACAAGUUCACAAACAGUUGGUGUUGUGUUAUGUGGAUGUUCCACCUCCAUUUAAAAAUGAGGAGAAGGGGAAAGAUGUGGAUAUUGGUCUCCUGCUUUCUCGAUACAAAAUCCGGGACGUAAACGUAAGGCGCUGGACUCCAAACAGAAGUCGAGAUUGA